Messenger RNA from Pocillopora meandrina, 570 nucleotides. Lineage: Eukaryota; Metazoa; Cnidaria; Anthozoa; Scleractinia; Pocilloporidae. The record is from the annotation of a GenBank genome assembly.
AUGAAAGAAGAAGUUUGCUCGGCCAUCAAGUUCCUCUCGGAGGUUCUUUCAAGGAACUCAAAAGUAAACCGAGAACAGAUUCAAAAAUUUAAGGACACAUUAGAACAAUUAAUCACCGCGAGAUUCGAGAACCACUGGCAUCCGAAGAAGCCGUUGAAGGGAAAUGCAUUUAGAUGCAUCAACAUCGAUGAGCUAACAGGCAUCGACCCAGUGUUACUGACAGCGACGAAGGCGAGUGGAAUAUCACCUUUAGUUCUGUUAGAGCUCUUCCCAGGCGGACUAGCAUUGUGGAUUGACCCAGGAGAUGUGUCUUGUAGAAUAGGAAAAGGUUCGAUUUGUCCGAUUUAUUGUAAAAUCCCUCAACAACAACACCAUCAGCCGCACCAGCAAUUUACUAAUCACUCUCAAAGGCAUCUUCAACCCUUUUACUUCAACACGGAUUAUCGUCAAUGCUCGCAGUUCAACAAUAAGCAGAUACUUUCCACAAGAAGCGUUAAUAACAAGGAAAACUUCGAUAGGUAUCAUUGGAUCAGCAAGGACUAUUUUAAAAGACCCACGGAGGUAUUUUAA